AUGCAAUAUUCUUGGUUGCCACAGGAGGCGCGCCAGCUGGUGCCACGAGCUCCUCCCGCUGUGAUUAUCUCGCAACAGCGCUAUGAACGAAUCACUUCCAACGCCACUCAGGCGCCCAAAAAGGAGCAGCAACGACAAUGGCAGCAGCGGCAACGGGACCAGGAACAAUUGCGUGCUGGUGGCGAGGAGCUUCUGCGCCAGUUUGGCGGCCGGAAGCUGUGCAGCAGCAUCCAGGAGCAGUGCAUCACGGAGCAGCGGGCGCAGGAGCAGCAUAAGAAGGCGGCGAUUCGUGAGGCACGUGAGAAGAGCGCUCUGGAUCGAAGUGAGGAGCAGCGUGUACGAGCAGAGCGCAUUGCGAAGGCACAGUUGCUGCUGGAGCAACUGCGUCCUGGACCGCGAGAGCUUCAAUGCGCCCGCCUGCAGAGCCAGGUGAUGCGAUCUGUGAAUGUCCAGCGGCAGCUACAAAUGGACUUCGCCCAGAUAAUGCGGGCACAGCGCGCGCUCGAUCGACGUGUGUACGGCGAGCAGGUGUUGCUCGGUCUGGAGCAGGCGCAGCGGCAGCAGGCCGAGCAAUGCCAGCAGCAGGUCGAGCACAAACGGGAGCUACAGUUGGCCAUUCAGCAGCGGCGACAGGAGCGUGCGAGCGAGCGGGAGGCUCAGCUCAAGCAGGAGCGCGCGGAGCGAGAGCGCCACGAGCGUGAGGUACAGCAACAAGAGGCCAAGGAACGGGAGGCGCAGGCGCAGCGGCAGCGCCAGCGCAGGGAGCACGCCUUGGCAGCGCUGGCCAUGGCCAAGCAGCAGGAGCAGCGUCUGCAAAUGCUCGACGAGGUGGAGCAGUCCAAGUGCGAGGUGCACAACGAGGCCAAGGGUCAGCUGGAUGCGCUAAAGCGGGAGCUGGGGAAGCAGCGCAUGCAGCGACGAUUGUUGAGGAACGAGCAGCUGGCGUUGGAAAUCAAACCGCGCCUGCACUACAGUGCUGGCGAGGAUCUGGCUCGGCAUGAGCGCCAGCUCGCCGCCAUGCGUGAGGCACACAGCGCUGAGCAGCGAGCACACCGGGAACGCCUGGAGGUCGCUAUUGGGGAGCGAGUGCAGACCCAGCGGCAGGAGCAAGCCGCGGCUUUGGUCGCAAGGCAGCAGGCUGAGGAGCAACGACGUCAGGACGAGGCCCAGCGUCUGCAGAAUGAGCAGAUCUACCUGAACUUCAAGCGUGAUGAACGCCAACAGCGACUCCGAGGCAUGCACGCCCUGCGCGGCCAACUUGACAAGCAGCUGCAGGAGCGCGCCGCUGUCGAAGCUCAGCCCGAGAUCAACUACAAUCGCAAUGCCGUGCUCGAGACAAUGCGCGAGGAUGAGUUCUUCUUCAACUACGCCCAUCAACUGAUGACGACCGCUCGCAACGAGGGCUGCCCCCUCAAGCCUUUCGUGCGCGCCGUCCAGCAAUACAAGAGCGACAACCAUAUUGAUGCCGGCAUCCGCGUGCCGCGACAUCUCGUUUCCAAGCUGACAAUGGGUCUGCGCACUGAAGGCGAUAGCCAGGCUGCCACCAAGCAGCCGGAGCAACCAUUGCAGGACUCUAAAGAGGAACAGCAGCGCUUGUCCAGGAUUCGGGAAAAGCUGCAAGAAAUUGAGAAAUUGGUGCGAGAGGAAGCCCUGGAAAGGGCUAAGGAUAACUCAGAAACAACGAAACCUCAAGAAAGUCCAAGUCCACCCAACCUAAAAUUGAAUCUCACCGGAAAAACAAAUCGUACAGAGUCGUAA
Messenger RNA from Scaptodrosophila lebanonensis, 1758 nucleotides. Its product is annotated as trichohyalin. The record is from RefSeq and is a predicted model, not a curated record. NCBI's taxonomy places the organism in Eukaryota, Metazoa, Arthropoda, Insecta, Diptera, Drosophilidae. Bases 1 to 1758 code for a protein of 585 amino acids. The transcript is spliced from 2 exons.